Molecule: messenger RNA, 701 nt
Organism: Phragmites australis (common reed)
Lineage: Eukaryota; Viridiplantae; Streptophyta; Magnoliopsida; Poales; Poaceae
Exons: 2
Coding region: 220-525 (101 amino acids)
Source: RefSeq, a predicted model, not a curated record
ACUCCGUCUCACCUGAAACCAUUUCCUCUAAAAAAAAACAAAAAAGAAGAAAACCUCAACCCCAUUCCGAUCCCGUCGCCGCAGGCGGCAGCCGCGUCUUCCUGCUCUUCCGCCGUCGUCGCCUCCUGCCGUUGCCGCCGCAGCCAUACCUUUAGGAGAGCCCGCCCCCUCGUUUUCUUGGGUUACCCCGAGUUCUCAGCGGGCGUGGACGUUGCAGCGAUGGAGCGGGUCGGCGGCGGCGAGAAGCAGCUGGAGGAUUGCACCGUAUCCAAUGCUCUAGGAACUUGGUUCUUCUCAGUUGCUGGUGCUCUCAUUGCUAUUCCUGUGGGCAUAAAGAAGAAAUCAUUAGCUCCGCUGGUCUUCUUUGGCACCACAGGAACCAUGCUUGACAUCAUCAUAGGCAUUAGCCAGUGUGAGCGGGAGCAUGCUGAGCGGCAGAUGAAGCUUUUGGAAGCGCAGAACCUUUCGGCGAAUGCUCCAACUGGGAGUGAAAGCUCCGAAUCAUUUGGCAAUGCAGACAAGUGAGAUAUGUAAUCGGUUUUCCUAACUUGUGGCAUCGCCUAUCAUGAUUGGAAAUCUUGCUCGUAUGCCAAUUUGACGCCUCUGAAAAUUCCUAAAUAUGGUAUCCUUCGUAUUCCGAAUAAUGUAUAAUUGUGUAUUGAACAAUGAUCUGUCAUCAGUGCGAGCCUACUGUUAGUCAA